GCCGGUAGAAAAGAGAGUCUUAUGAUGACCCUGACAAAGAAGUUCUGGUUCCGCCACUGAUUACCCAGACAGAAAAUGACUUCUUCUUUUUUUUUCAACAGAUUGGAAAAAGAUCGUAACUACAACUAUUUCUGGGUUCGACUGGCAAAGCUUACUUUUGUUUCACUAUUUACCGUUCACUUAUCUGCCUGCGUUCUGUAUCUUAUUGCACACCGUUACAAGGAUCAGUCACAAACAUGGUUGGCACUUCUCUCUUCAGAUGCAGAUAAAGACAGUCAAGCAACACAUUAUAUAAGGGCAGUUUAUUGGACUACUACAACAAUGACUACAACCGGUUAUGGUGAUAUUCAUGCUGUCAAUUGGAAGGAAAUGGUGUUUUGCUCUUGCUUCAUGCUAUUCAACAUGGGUUUGAGUGCAUAUUUCAUUGGAAACAUGACCACUUUAAUCGUUGAAAGGACCGGUCGAACAAGGAAGUUUAGAGAGACGAUUCAAGCUGCUUCAGGGUUUGCACAAAGGAACCACCUUCCUCCUCGCCUGCAAGAUCAGAUGCUUUCUCACUUAUGCUUGAAGUACCGAGCGGACUCAGAAUGGUUGCAGCAGCAGGAGAUCAUUGAUCUGCUCCCAAAAGCCAUUCAAUCAAGCAUUUCCAAUUUUCUCUUCUAUGGCCUUGUUGAUCAAGUAUACUUGUUUAAUGGUGUGUCAAAUGACACUCUCUUUCAACUGGUCUCAGAGAUGAGAGCUGAGUAUUUUCCACCCAAAGAAGAUGUGAUCUUGCAAAAUGAAGCCCCCACCGACUUCUACAUUUUGGUGUCUGGUUCUGUGGAGUUAAUUUCACGAAGGGGUGGAGUUGAACAGGUUGUUAGAGAGUUAAAGACUGGAGAUGUAUGUGGUGAAAUAGGUGUGCUUUGUUAUAGGCCACAAGUAUUUACUGUUCGUACAAGACGACUAAGCCAGCUGCUAAGAUUGAAUCGCACCCAAUUUCGGAACAUAAUCCAGUCAAAUGUUGCAGAUGGCACAAUAGUGAUCAGCAAUCUUCUUCAGCAUUUGAAAGAAAGAACAGACCCAGCAAUGGAAGCAAUAUUGGUAGAUACAGAGAAUAUGUUGUCACAAGGAAGGAUGGAUGUGCCUCUGAGUUUAUGUUUUGCAGUAUCAAGAGGUGAUGACGUAUUGCUUCUUAAAUUACUUAGACGAGGUGGCCUUGAUGCAAACGAGAUGGACAGUAAUGGACGAACGGUUUUGAACCUAGCAGCAGCCAAUGGAAGUUUAGAAUGUGUGCUUUUACUCUUAGAUUAUGGAGCAGAUCCAAAUAAAAGAGACUCGGAAGGAAAUGUUCCACUGUGGAGCGCUAUCAUCGGACGCAAUGCAGAUGUGAUUAAACUGCUUGUAGACAAUGGUGCUACAUUAACUUCAGGGGAUGUGGGGGAGUUUGCUUCCUAUGCUGUUGAACAAAACAGCAUAGAAAUGCUUAAAGACAUAAUAAAACAUGGUGGGGAUGUUACGGUUCGGAACAGUAUGGGAACUACAGCACUGCACAAGGCCAUCUCCGAAGAGAAAACAAAGGUAGUAGAGUUUCUAAUUAAUCAUGGAGCCAACAUUGACAUGCCAGAUGUGCACGGGUGGACCCCACGCGACUUGGCAGAUCAUCAGGCACAUGAAGAUAUUCUAGAACUGUUUCAAAAUAUGCCUGCGCCUAAAGAGAAACCCCCCAGUGGCAUCAAGGCAAAGCUUGAUGGCGCCUCAUACAUUAAGAAGUACCAAAGUGAGCCCAGGAUGCGUCAUAUGCCCACUGAAACUCCAAGGAUUUCAUCCGCAGGCAUUCAAGAUGUCAGGAGACGCCCAGACGACUUCAGCAAUUCAGUUUUUGGGAUUGUCUCAUCUGCUAGUAGGAAAAAACAUGCAGGUGAAACGGGGUUUAUGCCAUCAUCACCACUGCCUAUGUUUAGCGCAGUUGAACGAAUGCCUCAGAUUGUUAGAGUAACAAUUAGUUGUCCAGAGGUAAACGACCAAGACGGGAAACUUAUACGACUUCCUGGAUCACUGCAAGAGCUACUAGACAUCGGUGGCCAAAAGUUUUCCAUAUCUCCUAGAAAAAUUUUAACCAAACAGGGAGCUGUUAUUGAUGAUAUACAGCUAAUUAGAGACGGCGACCAUCUCGUUAUUGCUAGUUAAAACUGGGUCCGUAAGUAAACAAUCAGGAUCAAGCGCAUGUUGUAGCCUUUAGAUAAAGAUAGGGAUUUUGUUUUCCUUAGGGUCUUGCUUAAU
Helianthus annuus (common sunflower) is the source of this 2262-nucleotide messenger RNA. Its product is annotated as potassium channel AKT6. Gene Ontology annotation, molecular function: voltage-gated potassium channel activity; protein binding. Gene Ontology annotation, biological process: potassium ion transport; transmembrane transport. The transcript is spliced from 10 exons. Bases 76 to 2169 code for a protein of 697 amino acids. Gene Ontology annotation, cellular component: membrane. The record is from RefSeq and is a predicted model, not a curated record. NCBI's taxonomy places the organism in Eukaryota, Viridiplantae, Streptophyta, Magnoliopsida, Asterales, Asteraceae.